AUGCCUUCCGUCAUUCGCGAAAUUGGUGCCGAGCGCCCCAUCCUCUCUCGUGCCCCGCGAGAUGACGAAAAAUAUGUGAUGGAGAGAUACUCGCAACAUGCUCUUCGCUGCCCCGCCUGCAGUCGCCCGUACGAAACCUUCUGCAGUGGGAGGUCUCUUUGCGGCCGUGGAAACCUCUAUGCGACUAGCCUAUUGCAAUACGUGUACCAGAAGUGCGGACAACCCUACUCCUUGGUUGACCGUGAAUAUGGCCGUUAUAUCCAGGUUCAGAUUCCCCAUGACUGUCAAGUGGUGAAUGAUUUGCUCAAUGCGCUCGACAAGGGCCUUGUGCUCACCACUCGGAGACAGACUGCGCCGGUGGUUAUUCAUAACCCAAAGCCAGUUACUGAACCCCAACAAGAGCAGCCACGCAUAGUCCAGCGACGAACCACGCCUGCCACUAUUAUCCCCAACAACAGUCUGAACCUCUCUCGCAAUAGCUUAUAUAUUUACCGCCGUGGAUCGCUCUAUGGCGUGGACUUGAGCCGGCAGUCCUCACCGUCAUCCGCCCAGAGGGUUCGCAUCCCAAACACCUACCUGCGCUGA
Molecule: messenger RNA, 585 nt
Organism: Histoplasma capsulatum G186AR
Lineage: Eukaryota; Fungi; Ascomycota; Eurotiomycetes; Onygenales; Ajellomycetaceae
Exons: 1
Coding region: 1-585 (194 amino acids)
Source: RefSeq, a predicted model, not a curated record